Messenger RNA from Thelazia callipaeda (thelaziosis nematode), 621 nucleotides. NCBI's taxonomy places the organism in Eukaryota, Metazoa, Nematoda, Chromadorea, Rhabditida, Thelaziidae. The record is from the annotation of a GenBank genome assembly.
AUGUAUGAACCGAGUAGUAGAAAAAAGUUAUAUUUUACACCUACUACACAAAUAAGCUUAGAAAAGCGUAGUCAAGUCAACAUUGGAAUAUUUCAGCUUCGAGAAUGUCUAGAAGAUAAAACGAGAGCGACAGAAAAAUUGUCUCAAAGAAAAUUUUUCAGAUUGGAAGUGAGCUCAUCUAAACUUGUUUUAAGAGUGGAAGAUUUGACGAAAACGAUAAAGGAGAAAGAAAAUGAAUUGGGAGAUAUUCAUCAACGACUGCAUAAAGAAACUAUUGCAUUACAAACUUGUGUUACAGAAAAAAAUUUGCAGCAAAAAGAAAUAGGUGAAUUGAGAAAGCAACUCGAAGUUUUGGAAAAAGAAUUGUAUGCAACGAAAGUCCAUGCUAAUAAUGGUCACCGAGAAAAUAAGAAGAUGGAAAAGGACUGGGAAAUCGGGGACGCCAGAUGUUCCUUGUUACACAUAACAGAUCAUGCGAUUCAGAUAGAGCUAGCUGACAUAUUAGCGAAAUAUGAACAAUCCAUGCGUCAUAUUUCUGUGCUUGAAGAGAAAAUUUCUUUAUUGGAAGCGGAUAAACAACAGCUGACCAAUGUUCGCCAUGAGUUACAGGUAAGUAAUUAG